Alexandromys fortis (reed vole) is the source of this 6656-nucleotide messenger RNA. RefSeq names its product synaptojanin 1 (gene Synj1). The transcript has 28 exons. The record is from RefSeq and is a predicted model, not a curated record. NCBI's taxonomy places the organism in Eukaryota, Metazoa, Chordata, Mammalia, Rodentia, Cricetidae. Gene Ontology annotation, biological process: synaptic vesicle endocytosis; phosphatidylinositol dephosphorylation. The coding region runs from base 135 to 4658 and encodes 1507 amino acids. Gene Ontology annotation, cellular component: presynapse; perinuclear region of cytoplasm. Gene Ontology annotation, molecular function: SH3 domain binding; phosphatidylinositol-4,5-bisphosphate 5-phosphatase activity; RNA binding.
GUGAGGCGGCCGGCGGGGGGCGGGGAGCGGCCGCGGCCAGAUCCAGCGGCAGCCGGCCGGGCGGGUGGACGCUUCCUGAGCAGCGGCGGCGGUCGCAGCCGGGACGCGAGCGGGCUCCCUCUGAAGAGAGGAGAAUGGCGUUCAGCAAAGGAUUUCGAAUCUACCACAAAUUGGAUCCCCCACCGUUCAGCCUCAUAGUGGAAACUCGGCAUAAGGAAGAAUGUCUCAUGUUCGAGUCUGGGGCUGUGGCUGUGCUCUCAUCUGCAGAAAAGGAGGCAAUUAAAAGUACAUAUACCAAAGUACUGGAUGCAUAUGGACUUUUGGGAGUUUUACGAUUAAACCUUGGUGAUACCAUGUUACAUUAUCUGGUCCUAGUCACUGGAUGCAUGUCUGUUGGGAAAAUCCAAGAAUCUGAAGUUUUUCGAGUAACUUCCACUGAGUUUAUAUCACUUCGAGUUGAUGCUUCAGAUGAGGAUCGCAUUUCAGAAGUCCGAAAAGUUUUGAACUCAGGAAACUUUUAUUUUGCGUGGUCUGCAUCUGGAGUCAGCCUAGAUCUGAGUCUGAAUGCACAUCGCAGCAUGCAGGAGCACACGACCGACAAUAGGUUUUUCUGGAAUCAGUCUUUGCAUUUGCAUCUCAAGCACUAUGGUGUGAAUUGUGAUGACUGGUUAUUGCGCCUCAUGUGUGGAGGGGUAGAAAUCAGAACAAUUUAUGCUGCCCACAAACAAGCAAAGGCUUGCCUCAUUUCAAGGCUAAGCUGUGAACGAGCUGGGACAAGGUUUAAUGUCCGGGGAACGAAUGAUGAUGGUCACGUUGCCAAUUUUGUAGAAACAGAGCAGGUUAUAUACCUAGACGACUGCGUUUCUUCCUUCAUACAAAUCCGAGGAUCUGUUCCAUUGUUUUGGGAACAACCAGGGUUGCAAGUGGGAUCCCAUCGUGUCCGAAUGUCGAGGGGAUUUGAAGCCAAUGCACCUGCUUUUGACAGGCAUUUUCGAACACUUAAGGAUUUGUAUGGUAAACAAAUAGUAGUAAAUUUGCUUGGAUCCAAGGAAGGUGAACAUAUGCUCAGUAAGGCUUUCCAGAGCCAUCUGAAAGCUUCUGAGCAUGCUUCUGACAUCCACAUGGUGUCUUUUGACUACCAUCAGAUGGUUAAAGGAGGAAAGGCAGAGAAACUGCACAGUGUUUUCAAACCUCAAGUCCAGAAGUUUCUAGAUUAUGGAUUUUUUUAUUUCGAUGGCAGUGAAGUUCAAAGGUGCCAGAGUGGUACAGUUCGAACAAACUGCUUGGAUUGUCUUGAUAGAACAAACAGUGUGCAGGCAUUUCUUGGCUUAGAGAUGCUAACUAAACAGCUGGAUGCUCUGGGCUUGGCUGAAAAGCCUCAGCUGGUCACUCGCUUCCAAGAGGUUUUCCGGUCCAUGUGGUCUGUGAAUGGUGAUUCCAUCAGUAAGAUCUAUGCAGGCACCGGAGCCCUUGAAGGGAAGGCCAAGGCUGGAAAGUUAAAAGAUGGUGCGCGCUCUGUCACCAGAACCAUUCAGAAUAACUUCUUCGACAGCUCCAAGCAAGAAGCUAUUGAUGUCUUGCUGCUCGGAAAUACUCUGAACAGUGACUUAGCUGACAAAGCCCGAGCCCUCCUAACCACUGGAAGUUUGCGUGCAUCUUCUAAAGUCUUAAAGAACAUGUGUGAGAACUUCUACAAAUACUCAAAACCCAAGAAGAUUCGAGUGUGUGUUGGAACCUGGAACGUGAAUGGUGGGAAGCAGUUCCGCAGCAUAGCAUUUAAGAACCAGACGCUCACGGACUGGCUUCUUGAUGCUCCCAAGUUAGCUGGCAUCCAGGAGUUUCAAGAUAAAAGAAGUAAACCAACUGAUAUAUUUGCAAUUGGCUUUGAAGAAAUGGUUGAGUUGAAUGCUGGGAACAUUGUGAAUGCAAGCACAACAAACCAGAAGCUGUGGGCAGUGGAGCUGCAGAAGACCAUCUCCAGAGACAACAAGUACGUCCUGCUGGCUUCGGAGCAGCUGGUGGGUGUCUGCCUGUUUGUUUUUAUCAGACCACAGCAUGCUCCUUUUAUCAGGGACGUUGCGGUGGAUACAGUGAAGACGGGAAUGGGAGGCGCAACUGGAAAUAAGGGAGCAGUUGCGAUCCGCAUGCUCUUUCACACCACCAGCCUGUGCUUCGUCUGCAGCCACUUUGCUGCAGGGCAGUCUCAAGUCAAAGAGAGAAAUGAAGAUUUUGUAGAAAUAGCACGGAAAUUGAGUUUUCCCAUGGGAAGGAUGCUAUUUUCCCAUGACUAUGUAUUUUGGUGUGGUGAUUUCAACUAUCGAAUUGAUCUUCCUAAUGAAGAAGUUAAAGAGCUCAUAAGACAGCAAAAUUGGGAUUCUCUUAUAGCUGGGGAUCAACUCAUCAAUCAGAAAAAUGCGGGGCAGAUUUUCAGAGGAUUUUUAGAGGGAAAGGUGACAUUUGCUCCAACCUAUAAAUAUGACUUGUUUUCUGAAGACUAUGACACCAGUGAGAAGUGCCGCACGCCUGCGUGGACAGACCGAGUCCUCUGGAGGAGGAGAAAGUGGCCUUUUGACAGAUCAGCUGAAGACUUGGAUCUCCUGAAUGCCAGUUUCCAAGAUGAAAGCAAAAUCCUUUACACGUGGACCCCUGGCACUUUGCUGCACUACGGGAGAGCGGAGCUGAAGACUUCUGACCAUAGGCCUGUCGUCGCCCUGAUUGAUAUAGAUAUAUUUGAAGUUGAAGCUGAAGAGAGACAAAAAAUUUAUAAAGAAGUCAUUGCUGUCCAGGGGCCACCAGAUGGCACAGUGCUGGUCUCGAUCAAAAGUUCUGCACAAGAAAACACUUUUUUUGAUGAUGCUUUGAUUGAUGAGCUUCUGCAGCAGUUUGCACAUUUUGGUGAAGUCAUACUCAUUAGAUUCGUAGAAGAUAAAAUGUGGGUAACAUUUUUGGAGGGAAGCUCUGCCUUGAAUGUUCUGAGCCUGAAUGGUAAAGAGUUAUUAAAUCGGACUAUAACAAUUACCUUAAAAAGUCCAGACUGGAUCAAGAAUUUGGAAGAAGAGAUGAGUUUGGAGAAAAUCAGUGUCACAUUGCCCUCAUCAACGAGCUCCACCCUGCUCGGUGAGGACGCAGAGCUCACAGCCGAUUUCGACAUGGAAGGUGAUGUCGAUGACUACAGUGCUGAAGUAGAGGAGCUUCUCCCUCAGCAUCUACAGCCGUCCUCAAGUUCUGGCCUUGGCACUUCUCCAAGCUCUUCACCCCGGACCAGUCCCUGCCAGUCACCUACAAUGCCAGAGUACUCCGCACUGUCUCUUCCCGCCAGACCCAGCCGAGCACCCUCAAGAACUUCAGGGCCUCUGAGUUCCCAGAGUUCUCCAGUUGACACUCAGCCAGCAGCCCAGAAAGAUUCUUCCCAGACCUUAGAGCCCAAGAGGCCACCCCCUCCCCGCCCAGUUGCUCCUCCAGCACGCCCUGCCCCACCACAGAGACCACCUCCACCUUCAGGACGUAAUCAGCCUUCACCUCAAGCAGGACUUGCAGGCCCAGGACCUGCUGGAUAUGCUGCAGCCAGACCGGCAAUUCCAGCACGUGCUGGAGUGAUCAGCGCCCCUCAGAGCCAGGCACGAGCAUCUGCCGGAAGGCUGACUCCUGAAAGCCAGAGCAAGCCCCCAGAGACGUCGAAAGGUCCAGCUGUCCUUCCAGAACCACUGAAGCCUCAGGCUGCUUUUCCUCCGCAGCCUUCUCUGCCCCCACCUGCUCAAAAGUUGCAGGAGCCUCUUGUCCCCGUGGCAGCACCUAUGCCUCCCUCUGGCCCCCAACCAAAUUUGGAAACCCCACCACAGCCCCCACCUCGGAGCAGAUCAUCUCAUAGCUUGCCUGCAGACUCCUCACCACAGCUGCAAGUAAAAACAAAUGGAGUUUCUGGUGUCAAACAAGAGCCAGCGUUGAAGAGUGACCCAUUUGAAGCUCUCUCACUUAGUCUGCUUGCUGUAUCAAAGGCUCAGCUGUCUGCUCAGAUGUCACCUGUUCUAACCCCAGACCCAAAGAUGUUGAUUCAGUUGCCUUCUGCAUCGCAAAGUAGUGUUAACUCUUUGAGUUCUGUGAGUUGCAUGCCAGCCAUGCCCCCAGUUCCAGCUCGGAGUAAGUCACAGGGAAAUAUGGGAACCUCAGCAAAUCCGUUUUCCAGCCUGCCCAGCAGGAAUCCUUUUACAGACAGGACUGCUGCCCCUGGAAACCCAUUUCGAGCUCAGUCACAAGAGUCAACUUCUUGGCUGUUCAAAGAAGAGCCUGUUCCUAGCAGUCCUUUCCCUCCUCUCUUGCCUCUCACUCAUGACAUGAGCAAGCCAUCCAGUUCAUUUGAUGGUUUUGAGGACAACUUUGAUCUGCAGAGCCAGUCUACAGUAAAAACAAGCAACCCCAAAGGAUGGGUAACCUUUGAGGAAGACGACGACUUUCCCACAGCGGGAACGUCCAAGUCAGUUUGUCCAGCUGCAUCUGAUGACUGGAGUAAAGGUGCAGGUGUUGCUUUCUGUGUGCUGCCAGCCAGAAGGCCACCACCUCCUCCUGCCCCUCUGCUCCCACCCAGCACGAGCUUGCCUGCAGGACCUUGCACAACGCUAGCAUCUAAGGCCUCUCCCACACUGGACUUCACAGAAAGAUAGUUAUAUGAUGGGAAGGGAGUUCCUGCUGGUUUGCUCUGGCUAUUUGUUUCUGUUUUGUCGGGCUAGACUCGGGAGAACGGGGCAUUAGUUAUUCAUUAUGUGCAAUAAGUAAUCGUUAAGCGCACUGAUAUCUAUAUAAAGACCACCAGAGCAUGUGGUCAACGCUGGAGUUUAUGUAUAUUGGAAAUAACCAAGACAUCCUCUUACUAACUGGAGUUCUGGUCUUUCUCUUUAGAUGAAUAAGGAAGAGCAGGAACCAUUUUAAGAAGUGCUCAAAACUACUUUAAAAACUAGUCCUUACUCAGAAAUUCACAUAAACACCACACAAAGCCAACACAGCUGUAGCUGACACUCUGCCAGCCUACUGCUGUUUGACAAUUGGUACUCACAGAUAUCUACCAAAGAGCUUCCAGAGUUACAGUUAAACCGUUCUGAGGGCAUUGCUUUAGCAAGAGGUCUAUAUGCAUGUGUUUAUAUAGACACAGACAUACAUAUUUAUAAAACUUAAGUCUUGAGAUACAAUUCAGAUAAUUUUACCCAGCAGUUCUGACAAUGUCCUUUUUUCGGGAUCUCAUCAUUAAGAAGAUGGCUACCGCCCAGGUGUGCUUUAGAUGCUUUCGCUAGUUUUAAAGCCCAGAGUAGGAUGACUGCUUUACAGAACUGCCAUCUCCUACUGCACACCAGCCCUACAAACUCACCCUCAUUACCUCCCUCCCCGUACCUCUAGUAUGCCUUUCUCUGGGGUUACAGUUGGCAGUCCAGGCCUUGUGGUCAGUCACGUGACAGACACUCAGACCGGCAGGGACAGAAUAGCAGAGCUAGCAUGCUCUCUUCUGUGCGACCCUGUCCCUCUCCACCCCUGUUCACCGCUUUGCUCUGAGUGCUCUGAACUGGGAACAUAUCCCAGGCGUGUGCCCUCCUGUGUGAGGCCGUAACCCAUCUGUGAUGCUGCUUUAAGGUUUUAGAGGCUAUACCUCAAAUUUGCUGUGGAUUCUGUCUCCUGCACUGCCAGUAUGCGACCCAUCUUGCUCUUAUUAAUUUUGUGAAGAAGUACAUGGAAUUUUUACAAAAAAAUAAAACAGUGUAUUUUGAUAUCAUUAAGUAAGCCAGUUAGGAAAACUCCCUAAGGUGUUGUUUGGUUGGUUGUCAGUUGAAGUUAAAAUUAUCCUUACACAUUAAGACUUUAAUGUUCUUUUUAUAUAAAAAUUACAUAUAUACACCUAAGUUCCAGUGUCCACAUGAACCUUUAAAGAUGUGUAUUGUGAAACUAGAAACAUGUAUAGCUGCCGCCACAUCCUUGUAAAAGCACAGCAGACUGUGUUGCACUUGUAAUGUAGAGCCAUCUGUUAGGACAGACACUUUGCAAAUGCUCAGUGUUAUCAAAAACUGUAUCUAUAGUGUCCUCGGCUACAGCCAGAAGGGGCUGGAGCAAUAACUCCGUGAGGUUUCCAUUGUGCUUGUGGGUUCUAAUCAUUUCAACAGUAGUAGCUCUUAAACUGCAGUAUUACGAUAGCAGUGUGCUUCAAAAUGUGAAUUAGCUUGUUCCAUCUGUGUGACUAGUGUGUAUGGUAUCCGCUCCCCAUUAGCAAGCUAACCCAUCGUUAGGAAGCUGACGCAGUGCGACUGCAGCCCUAAGCAGUGUGCCUCGGGGUAAACCACUGUCAAGUCUGUAGAGCAGCCGCUCAGCCUUGUCUGGCCUGGCACACUGCGGAAACGCACAAAGGAAGUGAAAGUUUGCUACAAAAACUAGAUAUUGUGUAUGAAUAUUUACCAGCUCUGGUUAAAGCAGAGCAGAAAAUAGACACUAAGAAUCUCUGUGAAUGUCUGUUCUCUAUAGUAGACUGAUGUUUAUAUGUAUGUAAGAGUUUUAUUGCUUAUGUGGCAUACAAUAUUUAUAACUAUACUUUAUAGAAGUACAGUAUUAAAGUCCGUGGUAUACAUUCUGUACAUAUCCUGUGAAAUGUGCUGUCAUAUGAAAUAAAUAUGUCUUUACCGCUA